AUGAGCCCUCCAGCAGCGACACUCGGCGCAGACGACGGCUACGAGCUCGUACACCACACGCCGUCUCUCGGAAAGAGUGCUAAGGGGAAGGAACGGGAAAAGGAGGACGAGGACAGGGCGGACGAGACGCUGGACGAUUCGGACGACGAGGUCGAGCAGCUGCUCACCUCGACUGGCGAUGCGGUACUACCACGAGUCGAUGCGACGGAGGAUGUUACGACAGAUGCAGGUCGGGGAAUGGGCAGGCGAGGAUCAGCGGGUGCAGGGAGUCCUCGGAAAGGCGGUUCGAAGCUGCUGAAUGUGCUGUUUGGUGGGAUGACACCGAAGCAGAGACGAGUGUUCUUGCGCGAGAUGAUGGUCGAGACCCUGCCCGUCCUGUUAUUCGCCUUGGCCGGAGCCAUUCUUGCUGGCGAGCUGCUGCAGCGGUUACAGUCCUGGCGCGUCUUCAUCCGCAUCGAAGAGCUCUUCAUCCUCGUCCCCAUCCUCCUCAACCUCAAGGGCAAUCUCGAGAUGAAUCUUGCCGCCCGCUUCUCGACCUCCGCCAACAUCGGCGAGCUCGAUCUCCGCCUGACUCGCCGCUCUCUCGUCCUCGGCAACCUCGCCCUCCUGCAAGUGCAGGCUCUCCUCGUCUCGUUCGUCUCCGGCCUGCUCGCCUUCAUCCUCGGCAUGGCGUCCCGGAAAGGCGUUCACCACGCCCUUCAACAUCCCAUAUACAAGCCAGGAAUGGGGCCCAGUACAGCAGCUGGAGGAGCGGACGUUACGGAGGCAUUGCGAGGCGGAUAUUUCGAAGCGCUGCUCGUGCUCUGCGUCAGCAUGCUUGCGGCGGGCUUCAGCUCGGGUAUCUGCGGCAGCUUCAUGUGCUCAGCCGUUAUCAUGUGUCGGCGGUUUCGGGUCAACCCAGACAACAUCGCCACGCCCCUCGCAGCAGCUCUCGGCGACCUCGUCACACUCGUCCUCCUCGGUGUCCUCAGUAGCCUCUUCAUCCUCUUCAUGGGCACGAUCGUCUCGUCGCUCGUCUUUCUCGCCCUCGUCGGCGCCAUAGCCGCCAACAUCGUCUUCGUCUUCCGGAAUGCCUAUGUUCAGGAGCUGUUAACAAUGGGAUGGGGACCGCUGUUCGCCGCAAUGGCCAUCUCGAGCGGUACCGGUGUCAUCCUCGAGACCUACGUCAACCGCUAUCCCGGCUUCGCCCUCCUCGGCCAAGUCUUGACCGCCAUCUCAGGCGCCUCCGGCUCUAUCUUCGUCUCGCGCAUCUCGACCGCACUCCACACUGGUCGACGCGAGCAUUACUCGUUCACGGCAGCGAUGCUAAUCGUCGUCACGUAUCCCAUCUUGCUCGCGUUCUUCGCGCUUGUCUGGGCGACCGGUCAGGCGGACGUGUCGGCGGCUUUCUUCCCGGCAUAUGCGGCUGCUACGGCUGUACAGCUCGUCUUGACCAUGCUUGUCGCUCAUCGAGGGUCCCUGCUGCUCUGGAAGCUCGAUUACGACCCUGACGUCUACGCCCUUCCUCUCUUUUCUGCCGCCAUGGACGUCUCCGGCCAGCUCCUCCUCGUCGCCGCAUACGCCUUCUCCGGCACAAAGACGCUCGAGGAGACGUCAGGCGACUCUCAGGCGGGCGAGGCGGCUGCGGAAGGCGUUGUCGCGGUCGUCGAGGCGUUGCGACGGCGGUGGACCGGCUGA
Rhodotorula toruloides NP11 is the source of this 1677-nucleotide messenger RNA. Its product is annotated as magnesium transporter. The coding region runs from base 1 to 1677 and encodes 558 amino acids. Gene Ontology annotation, cellular component: plasma membrane. The transcript is spliced from 7 exons. The record is from RefSeq and is a predicted model, not a curated record. Gene Ontology annotation, biological process: monoatomic cation transport. Gene Ontology annotation, molecular function: monoatomic cation transmembrane transporter activity. Lineage: Eukaryota; Fungi; Basidiomycota; Microbotryomycetes; Sporidiobolales; Sporidiobolaceae.